Phialemonium atrogriseum is the source of this 927-nucleotide messenger RNA. RefSeq names its product 60S ribosomal L24. Bases 64 to 549 code for a protein of 161 amino acids. Gene Ontology annotation, biological process: cytoplasmic translation. Gene Ontology annotation, molecular function: mRNA binding; structural constituent of ribosome. The record is from RefSeq and is a predicted model, not a curated record. Lineage: Eukaryota; Fungi; Ascomycota; Sordariomycetes; Cephalothecales; Cephalothecaceae. Gene Ontology annotation, cellular component: cytosolic large ribosomal subunit. The transcript has 3 exons.
CAUUGCGGAAUUUGGAGAACUUUCAAAGGUAACAACAAGCAAAACUCGACAACCACCGCCACCAUGAGGACGUACGACGAUACUUUCUCGGGCCAGAAGAUUUACCCUGGCAAGGGUAAACUCUACGUCCGUGGCGACAACAAGACCUUCCGAUUCUCGACGGGCAAAUCCGAGUCUCUCUUCCUUCAGCGCAAGAACCCCCGCCGCAUUGCCUGGACCGUUCUCUACCGGAGACAGCACCGGAAGGGUAUUUCUGAGGAAGUCGCCAAGAAGCGCACCCGCCGGACCGUUAAGUCGCAGCGAGCCAUCGUCGGCGCCUCCCUCGAUGUGAUCAAGGAGCGACGGACCAUGCGCCCCGAGGCCCGCAGCGCCGCGCGCCUGGCCGCCAUCAAGGAGAGCAAGGACAAGAAGGCCGAGGCCGCCGCGGCCAAGAAGGCCGAGAAGGCGAAGAACGCCGCGCAGGCCGCCAAGGGCCAGUCGGCGAGCCGCAUCUCGAGCAAGCAGGGUUCCAAGGGAGCGCAGAUCAAGGUUCAGGCCAAGACCCGAUAAGUUAGUUAUGCUGCUUUGGGGGGAGGGGAGGAACGCGGAGUCGGGUCGGUCUCAGGGUUUUUUUCUCGUACUCGCUGGGAGGGGGCAUAGGGUUUUCUCCCGCUCGAUAAAAAUACACACGACAACGUUCUGAAGAGGGCCGGUUGCAUGGAAUCCUACAUCACUGGGCGAUAGCGGUAUGGGGAUGUGCAUGAGUUAGCUCACAAGAAUGGACAGCUUGUGCAUGAUCUGAAUAGCAUGUCCGCCCGUGAGAGCGCUGAGAUCGACGUCCCCUUUGUAGCUGUCCGGCAAUAUCACGAGCAACGCUUAGCCAUCGUGAGACACACCACAGUCGGUAGAGAGGCAUUUCGAGAGUGAAUGUUGAUUUCUAAGUCCCGG